Epinephelus lanceolatus (giant grouper) is the source of this 2218-nucleotide messenger RNA. RefSeq names its product cholinergic receptor, nicotinic, alpha 7a (neuronal) (gene chrna7a). NCBI's taxonomy places the organism in Eukaryota, Metazoa, Chordata, Actinopteri, Perciformes, Serranidae. Gene Ontology annotation, molecular function: acetylcholine-gated monoatomic cation-selective channel activity; transmembrane signaling receptor activity. Gene Ontology annotation, biological process: monoatomic ion transmembrane transport. The record is from RefSeq and is a predicted model, not a curated record. Gene Ontology annotation, cellular component: postsynaptic membrane.
UCCGCAUCCCGUCAGGUCCACAGAUGAACUGAGGAGUCUCUGCGCUCUCACUCUUCUCUCGGUUCAACAUGGACUCACUGAAUUUUCUGCUCUUCCUCGCAGUCAGCGCCUUCACACUGAAAGUUUCUCUUCAGGGGCCAAAUCAGCGCAGACUGUACUCGGACCUGAUGGCCAACUACAACCCACUGGAGAGGCCUGUUUACAAUGACUCCCAGACUCUUACCGUUCAAUUUGGCUUAACCCUGAUGCAGAUCAUGGAUGUGGAUGAGAAAAACCAGGUUUUGACCACCAACAUUUGGCUUCAGCUGUACUGGGAUGAUUAUUACCUCCGGUGGAAUACAUCAGACUAUCCAGGUGUGACCAAUGUGAGAUUUCCUGACCAUCUCAUUUGGAAACCAGACAUUCUGCUGUAUAACAGCGCUGAUGAAAGAUUUGAUGCUACUUUCCACACCAACAUUGUGGUCAACCACUCGGGCACCUGUAGCUACUUACCUCCAGGGAUCUUCAAGAGCACCUGCCACAUCGACGUGCGCUGGUUCCCUUUUGAUGUUCAGAGAUGCGACCUGAAGUUCGGCUCCUGGACAUAUGGGGGCUGGUCUCUGGACCUGAAGAUGUUGGAGACGGAUAUCACCAGCUACAUCGCCAACGGAGAGUGGGAUCUUGUCGAGGUUCCAGGGCGUAAGAACGAUCGUUUCUAUGAGUGCUGCGAGGAGCCGUACCCUGACGUCACCUUCACCGUGGUGAUGCGGAGACGGACCCUCUACUAUGGCCUCAAUCUGCUCAUCCCAUGUGUCCUGAUCUCCACUUUGGCCCUGCUUGUCUUCCUUCUGCCUGCUGACUCUGGGGAGAAGAUCUCACUGGGCAUUACAGUCCUCCUCUCCCUGACUGUCUUUAUGCUGCUGGUUGCAGAGAUUAUGCCCGCCACAUCGGACUCGGUGCCUUUAAUAGCUGAGUACUUUGCCACCACCAUGGUCAUCGUUGGUCUCUCAGUAAUUGCUACAGUUCUGGUCUUACAAUAUCACCACCACGACCCAGAUGGAGGCAAGAUGCCGAAGUGGACCCGUGUGAUCCUACUGAACUGGUGCGCCUGGUUCCUGCGCAUGAAGCGCCCAGGUGAGGAGCGGGUGCGUUCAGCCUGUCACAACAAGGCUCCUCGGAACAGCCUGACCAGCAUGGACCUCAACGCCAGUGCCUCUGCCUCCCAAUCCACCAACGGCAACAUGCUCUACGUUGGCGUCCGUGGCCUGGAGAGUAUUCACUACUCCACAGCUGCCACCUCUCCCGACUCUGGGGUCCUCUGUGGACGGCUGGUUGGACGAGCAGGUGAGGAGGAGAUGCUCCUUCCCACAGGUCAGAGCGCCUCAGUUGCCAGCGUGGAACCAGAGCUGAUCAAGAUCCUGGAUGAGGUGCGUUACAUAGCCAAACGCUUCCGUGACCAAGACGAGGACGAGUCAGUGUGCAACGAGUGGAAAUUUGCUGCGUCUGUUAUCGACAGGCUUUGUCUCAUGGCUUUCUCCCUCUUCACUAUCCUCUGCACCAUUGGGAUCCUCAUGUCAGCUCCUAACUUUGUAGAGGCCAUUUCCAAAGACUUUUUCACCUAAGGACUUUAUCAGGAAACAUAAAAUAAAGCCUAUACCAAUCUCUCUUAUCACAGAGUAACCAUUUGUAAGCUCAUGGGGUGGUCAUUUGUAUACAGCUAAGUCUGCUAUAUGGGAAUCGUAUAUCACCAAAUAUUCAACCACACAUUACACAAAGUCAAACUGAGGACAUGCACAGUAAUCCAGGCAAAGUUUAUGUAAUGCAUAAAUAAUUUAAAGGUCCAGUGUGUAGGAUUUAAGGACAUCUAUUGGGAGAAAUGGUGUAUAAUAUUCAUUGCUGUGUUUUCACUAGUGUAUAAUCACCUGAAACUAAGAAUCUUUAUAUUUUCCUGACAGUAAAAUCAGACAUUUGUAUCUACAUAUGGAGCGAGUCCUCCUCUUUGGAGUCAGCCAUGUUAUUUCUACAGUAGCCGAGAACGGAUAAAAAACACUGACUCUAGAUAGGGCCAUUCGCGUUUUUACAUUAGCCACCAUAGUCCUCCCACACACUUGACUCACAGGAGAAGUUUAAGUUCUCCAACAUCAUCGCCGGAUGCCACUAAAUCCUACACACAGGACAUUUAAAGGAACAGCGUGUAUGAUUUAGGAGGAUUUAGUGGCAUCUAGUGGUGAGGAUUGCA